This is a messenger RNA of Periconia digitata, 1592 nucleotides long. The record is from the annotation of a GenBank genome assembly. Lineage: Eukaryota; Fungi; Ascomycota; Dothideomycetes; Pleosporales; Periconiaceae.
CAUUUUGGCUUCCCACGUGCCUUAGCGAAUGCAAAGUCGAAGUUGGUGUCGCUCAUCAUGUAUGCGGAGGCGGUUCUCAUUGCAGCAGGGUUCCUGUUCGCCAGCGUCUUGUCGCAAGCACCUUCGCGAACUUGUUCUACUACUGGAACCACCACCGUUUAUACAAAUGAACAGAUAACAGCUUUAGCAGAAUGCGUUACUUUGGCGAUAUCAAUGUCAUGAGAUCUAAUCCAAGUGGAUCUGGAACCUCAACUCAAUCAUCAUCCAAGCCCCUCGAAACUAUCGAUCUUGCUGGCCUUGAAAAAGUAGACGGCAACAUAGAAAUCUACGAUCCACCGGGCCUAACAACGAUUUCGGGCCCCAAUCUAAAGGAAGUGAAAGCCUUAGUCAUGAAUUCAAACACUCUUACAACAAUUUCUUUGGAAGAGCUUCAGUAUACCGAGCUUUUCCAGAUCUACAAGGCACCCUUGCUGGGCAUUGUAGAAUUCGGUACUGGACUCAAUAUCUCGGAAUUACGCAUUUCAGGCCAAUAUAAUGCACCUUUCUUGAAAUUUCGCGUCACUAGCCUGAACUGGCUUUGGUUUGGGGCGAGCGGAAUCACGCAAUUUGUCAUGGAAACGGAUCAAGUGAAAUUGAUCACGCUGAACGAUAGCUUCUAUCAUGACACAUCCACUGUAUCCUUCCCAGAAUUGACCACUGUAGACGGAUUCAACUGCAGCUACUGCUCCAACGUCUCUGCUCCUCGACUCGAGUCAAUCCCAGGGAUGCUGAAUAUCCAAGAAAGCCAAAUGGAGAUCAACUUUCCGAACUUAACCCGGGUAGGAGGCGACCUGAUCAUCGGCGACUCGAGGAUAGAGAAAUUGGAUUUCCCGGUGCUGGAGCGUGUAGGUAGUCUGAAAGUGACAAACAACACUGGUGUGAAGGAGUUCACAUCGGAUGCGGGUCUCCCCUCCCUACGCAACGUUGAUAACCUGAUCAACAUCACUGGAGAAUUUGAUGAGAUCUACAUGUCCAAUCUCACAUCCGCUGGCACUGUGUCUGUUCUCUCAACUUCAAAAUCCAUGGACUGCACCACCUUUGACCGCCUCAACGCCUCACAGCAGAUCAAUGGCUCAUACACUUGCAACGGAACCCAUAAUCAAAACAACUCCGACCGCCCCAAGGAAACUCCUGAACCCGAACCAGGUCUAUCAACAGGCGCAAAAGCUGGGCUAGGCGUUGGUAUAGCAAUCGCCGUCCUGGCUCUCCUUCCCUCUACGGCAUUCUAUCUCAUGCGCCGAAGGAACAAGGCAAAGUCCAUCACCCCGUUGCUGGAAGAGAAAGGAUAUGAGAAGCCAGAGAUCGAUGGGGUUGAGAAACCUAGAGGGGAGAUGGAUGGCGGAGCCAGGGCUGAAGUGGCAGGGGAUGAGCGGGUGAGCAAGUUCGUGGAAGAAAUGCCGAAUGGGACGGAGGCGCAUGAGUUGCCGGGAGUGAUACCGAACGGGAAGAAUGCUGCGCAGGAAUUGCCUGGAGAGCACGGCGUGAGCGAGGUAGAAGGUAGUGAUAAAAAGGCGGUUCAUGUUGUUAAGGGCACGCAUGAAUUGGCUAGUUGA